UAAAGUCCAGAAUGACUAAAGCUUUAGAUGCCCAGGCUCCAAAAGAGCUGGAGGGACUUUUGAUAGUGAAGGUAGAAAAGGAAGAUCAUAUCUGGGGACAGGAAUCUGGCCCUCCUGAAAACAAAGCCUAUAGCCAAGAGACCUCCCGCAAGCACUUUAGGCAUUUCUGCUACCAGGAAACAACCCGGCCAAGGGAAGCUCUGAACAGACUCCAGGAACUUUGUCAUCAGUGGUUGAGGCCCGAGAUACACACAAAGGAGCAGAUCCUGGAGCUCCUAGUGUUAGAGCAGUUCCUUACCAUCCUGCCUGAUUCACUGAAGGUCUGGAUUCGCAAUUGUUAUCCAGAGAGUGGAGAAGAAGCUGUGAAAUUGCUAGAGAAUUUGGAGAGAAACCUUAAUGAGCCAGGGAAACAGGUUCAAGCCUGUACACUGAGACAUGAAGUGCUUUUGGAGAAGACAACAUCUGUAGGAGCAUCAGAAGAUUUACAGAAUGCCCAGUUCCAGCUAGUGGAGACUCAGACUUUACAUGAUAGUGUGCCCAUCCUGUCUCUUGUAUGCCAGCCAGCCCAUCCAGGUAACCAAGAGACUUUCUCUAGGCCCUCCUCUGAAUUUAAGCUGUCCUAUACGUGGGGACACCUGACGUCCCCAUGCCCAAAACCGGAAACUGGAAACCCAUUGGAAUCACGGGAAAUGUAG
This is a messenger RNA of Gracilinanus agilis (Agile Gracile Mouse Opossum), 695 nucleotides long. Its product is annotated as zinc finger and SCAN domain-containing protein 23-like. The transcript has 3 exons. The coding region runs from base 12 to 695 and encodes 227 amino acids. Lineage: Eukaryota; Metazoa; Chordata; Mammalia; Didelphimorphia; Didelphidae. The record is from RefSeq and is a predicted model, not a curated record.